This is a messenger RNA of Closterium sp. NIES-65, 1179 nucleotides long. NCBI's taxonomy places the organism in Eukaryota, Viridiplantae, Streptophyta, Zygnematophyceae, Desmidiales, Closteriaceae. The record is from the annotation of a GenBank genome assembly.
AUGGCCUCCCCUAGCGUUCUCACCUUUGACGCUGAGGGCCGAGCAGUUGACUUUGAGGUCUGGGUAGAUGAUCUGCAGCUUUUCCUACAGUGCGAUAGGGCAGACGGCCUCUCCUUGUUUGACCUCACUUCUGGUGCCUCUCCUGCCCCUACUGCUGAUGCUGAAGCCACUGGACCACUUCCUCUCAGUUUGCCCCACCACUUCACCGUUGACCUCCUCGAGAAGGCCCUCCUAGCAGCAGAGAAGAGCAUAGUCGCUGUAGGAGCCUCUUGUAGUGACCCUCGCACCCCCGUCUUUGAGGGGUGUUCUCCCUCCCCCCUCCUACCCUCUGUUGCCUCUGCUGCUACGGCCGACCUCGUUGGUUUCGAGUCGGUCAGUGCUGCGUCUGCCCCAAGCGAGAGACGCCGCACCAGCAAGGACAAGGAGGGCAAGGGCACUGGAGGGGCUGGAGGGGGCGGUGGAGGUGGUGGUGGAGGCAGUGGAGGGGGUGGGGGUGGUGGUGGGAGUGGUGCCGGGGGUGGCGGCGGCGGCGGCAGCAGUGGAGGAGGCGGAGGCGGUGCAGGUGGCGGAGGGAGCAGAGGCGGCGGAGGUGGCGGAGGUGGAGGAGGCGGCGGAGGCGGCGGUGGCGGCGGCGACGACGGUAGUGGAGCGGGUCGCGACUCUGCGCAGAGGAGUGGCACCGGUGGUGGUCAGCGCCAGCAGCAGCAGCAGAGUGGUGUGACCCUGUCCCCUCAGCAGCUUCGUGAGUGGUACUCUGUGCGUCAGCGCGGUGGAGUUUUUGGUCCCUGCACUUACGUCCUCCGUUCCGGCGACCGCACUAGUGAGCAGUGCGGAGGCCCGCACUCCACCCAGCGCUGCUUUGUUCGCCUGACGGACGCGUGGCGUCUCCAGUUCCAUGAGGCGUUAGAGAUCCCUCGCUGGGGAAAUCUGACUAAGGCCGGGGUUGCUAUCUUUGAUCUUGACUUUGAUGCUAUUCUUGCUGCCAUGUAUGAUGUUGAAACUAGUGUUGACGGUGCCUGUUACCUGUGUGUACCGCCUGACCCGGGCAUUGAGGCCGCUGCUCUAGGUGCUGGUGAGGCCGGUGCUCUAGGUGCUAGUGCGUCUGCUGCCCUAAGUGCCAGUGCGUCUACCGCCCCAGGUGCUGGUGAGUCUGUUCUCUCAGGUACUACAUCGGCUUAG